This is a messenger RNA of Neocloeon triangulifer, 2607 nucleotides long. It is a transcript of the gene Ent3, whose product is annotated as equilibrative nucleoside transporter 4. Bases 97 to 1887 code for a protein of 596 amino acids. The record is from RefSeq and is a predicted model, not a curated record. Gene Ontology annotation, molecular function: monoamine transmembrane transporter activity; nucleoside transmembrane transporter activity. Lineage: Eukaryota; Metazoa; Arthropoda; Insecta; Ephemeroptera; Baetidae. Gene Ontology annotation, cellular component: plasma membrane. The transcript is spliced from 10 exons. Gene Ontology annotation, biological process: nucleoside transmembrane transport.
UGCAGACCUGCGUAAAAUCAAAUCUCAAAUAAUACUAGAAAAAUGUCGGCGGAUGAUAUAUCCUUUGUUCAGAUGGGUCAAAAAUAAACCGCCGCAAUGAUUGAGAUGGAGGAGACGAGCCCUAGUCGGGGCUACUUCCAGUUGGGCAAGUCCAGGGGCGGCGGAGGGUCCGACCCAAGGACAAGUCACAAUCACCAUGAGUCCCCCGUGGACCAUUGCAAUUUUAUUUAUACGGCCCUCAUGUUGGCUGGGGUUGGAUUUCUGCUACCCUACAACAGUUUCAUCAUCGCCGUGGAUUAUUUUCAAACCAGAUUCCCUGGAUCCACAAUAGUGUUUGACAUGUCCUUGGUGUACAUUUUGACCGCAUUUGUGGCGGUUCUUCUGAAUAAUCUCCUGGUGGAAACUUUAUCUCUUAAUACAAGGAUAAAUUUUGGCUAUGCAGUUUCGUUCAUCACCCUAUUGUUUGUGGCCACCUGCGAAAUUUGGUGGAAUAUUUUUGGCCCCGAGUUGGCUUACAAGGCCAAUUUAAUCGCUGUGGCUGUGGUUGCACUGGGAUGUACUGUUCAGCAAAGCAGUUUUUACGGAUACACAAGUAUGCUUCCAAGCAGAUACACUCAAGCAGUGAUGACUGGAGAAAGCGCCGCCGGAUUUUUUGUGUCGGCAAACCGAAUUUUGACCAAACUCCUUUUCGACGAUCAGCGAGCAAACACGACUUUAUUUUUUGGGCUGUCCCUUCUAACGGUUACGAUCUGCUCAGCACUUCACUCAAUCGUCCGCGAAUCUGAUUUCGUAAACUAUUACAUCGCCCUAUGUGACGCAAGUGCCAGUAAUAACAGGAUAGUGUUGGAGCCUGCCGAAGACAUGGGACUGAUGGAUCCACAGGACCAGCCAAACAGCCAAUACGGUGUGCUCAAAUUGCAAAGUCCGCCGCCUCUGGUGGACUAUCCAGCGGAAUCCGGUUUUAGUUUCGCUAACCCAGUUUACGAACCAAACGCUCCAGCUCGGCCUUCUAAUGACGAAGACGGGACUGAGCACACAGGACCGACUUUUAAGGUGGAGGAUGUUGUAGUGAGGUUGGGCAGCGGGCACGCGGGCGCCUACAAACCUCAUAGGCGGUGGGGUGGAUUAAGAAAGGGCUUUGAAGACAGGAUGAAAGUUGCCAGAUUGAUCUGGCCGCAUAUGCUGUCAAUUGGAUUAGCGUAUUUUGUCACUCUCUGCCUGUACCCCGGGAUCGAAGCCGAAAUCACCAGUUGCAAUUUCGGCUCGUGGAUGCCAGUUCUCAUUAUGGCUGUGUUUAAUGGUGCUGAUUUAUUGGGAAAGAUUUUAGCAUCCGUUCCAUGGCAGUGGUCGCGCGGCGAGCUUUUGAGCUGCGCCGGAAUGCGUUUUCUCCUCAUCCCCCUGUUGCUGUUCUGCGCUGCCCCGCGACACAACCCUCUCAUACCUGGGGACGGUCUUCCCAUCUUUUUCUCGGGCCUCCUCGGACUGACCAACGGCGUGAUCGGUAGCGUGCCAAUGAUACAGGCGCCUAGCAAAGUACCUGAGGAGUUCAGGGAACUAACGGGGAACAUCAUGACGUUUUCCUACAACCUUGGAUUGGCGCUGGGCUCAUCGGUCGCCUACUUGCUGGACGAGUUGUUGGGACCCCCAAUCAUUGGGCUGUGCGCGGGCGGUCCCAUCCCGACGAUGAUAAGAACGACUGUGGCGGCGACGACGACGGUCGCCACGACGACUGUGACCGCCUCAACUACCCUUGCGACGACGCUCAUCUCCACGCUGGUCGCCAGUACUGUUGCUCCGACGACCGAGAUUCCCUCCACAGUGGUGCAAAACGCGACAUCGGCUGCGUUGGCCGCGGCGGCCGUUACCCUGGGCUUUUCACCGGAUUGAAAAGUCCACGAGCUUUUAUAGCAUCACGAGGAAUAGCUUUUAAUUCAGCCCCAAUGUUAUUUGUAUUUAAGCAGGAGUCGUCUAUUAAUUGUGUAAGAAGACUAUCUAGAAAAUGGCACUGCGCAAUCAUAUUUUGAAAAUCGAUCUCUCGCAAAUAUAUGAAAUUUUAGCUAAAAUAUAAUAUAGAAUUUGGACUCUGGACAAAUUAAUUGAAUUUGAAACUAUUAAGAAUAAAAGUAUGAUCUCACCGCUUAUUUGUCAAAGCGAUCAAUAAAAAAUAUAUCAAAUGAUAAUAACAUCAAUAAACAUGCGAUUCCAAAUUCAAUCUGUUAGUUCUUAAUUGUUGAUGCAUAUUAUUCAAUGUAGCGAUCAAGAAAAUUAUUUUAAAUGUGUGAUUCUGCAGGGCAUAUCUCAACAAAGAUCAAUGUGACUUAAGAAUGCAUUAAAUGUUCAAAUAUAAAAAAAAAAAUGCUUAUGAAAUUUUGGAAAAGAAAUUGAACUUCGGUCAAACUUUGUUUUGCUCCAAGUUUACAGUAUUUUAUUUUGUCACUCAUGAUGAGGACUUAAAAAUAUAUGAAGAGAAAUAGAAUAAUUAUUCUCUGUUUGUGUCCAAAGUAUAGCAAGUAUAGUAUUAUUGUCGCAAGGUAUUUUGAGUGUCGUCUCUUUUGUGAGCUUUUAUGGACCUAAAAAACUUGAAUAAAAAAUUCGGAUUCUCAAUAG